Punica granatum (pomegranate) is the source of this 1959-nucleotide messenger RNA. Lineage: Eukaryota; Viridiplantae; Streptophyta; Magnoliopsida; Myrtales; Lythraceae. The record is from RefSeq and is a predicted model, not a curated record.
CUCCCUUGAUAUUCCUUCUAGGGCCUGAGAACUUCCCUGUCCUAACCUCCAUGGUGAUGUCUUCGACCGACCUUCAUGGCAGAACUCUCCUCGACUUUAUUCCAUACGGAGCUGAAUCCUCACAUAACCUCAGCCUCGAUCUCUUUCUCAUCACACUAAUCUUCGCUGCGGCCUUUGCCCUCUUUCUACAUCCAGGCGGUCUUGCCUGGUCCCUCUCUAGGCCUAGAGGCCGGGCCCAUCACCAUCAUCAGCCUGCCAUUCCCGGCCCCUCAGGUUUGCCACUCAUCGGCCUGGUCCCGGCCUUCACUGGCCCCCUAACCCACCGGGUACUUGACAGGCUCUCCCGGGCCCUCCGGGCCAGGAAGCUGAUGGCAUUCUCAGUGGGGUUCAACCGGUUUAUCAUCUCUAGUGACCCCGAGACUGCCAGGGAGAUGCUCAACAGCUCAGCCUUUGCCAACCGGCCCGUGAAGGAGUCAGCAUACGAGCUCCUCUUCCACAGGGCCAUGGGGUUCGCCCCGUUCGGCGAGUACUGGAGGAACCUGAGGAGGAUCUCGGCCACCCACCUCUUCUCCCCAAAGAUGAUAGCCUCAUUCGGGGGGUUCCGGCGCGAGAUAGGGCUCAAAAUGGUGGAAUACAUUAGGGCACAAAAUGGGAAGACCGGUGAGGUUGAGGUAAGGAAGAUUUUGCACUUCAGCUCGCUAAACAACGUGACGAUGAGCGUUUUUGGUAAGUCCUACGACUUCACCGAUGGAAAUCAAGAGGGGAAGGAGCUUGAGGGUUUGGUGAGUGAAGGCUAUGAGUUGCUUGGGAUGUUCAACUGGAGUGACCAUUUCCCUCUCUUGGCUUGGUUUGAUAUUCAAGGAGUGAGGAAGAGGUGCAGAAAGCUGGUGGACAAGGUGGAUGCGUUUGUCCACAACAUCAUUGAAGAGCAUAGGACUCGAAGGAAUAAUAGUAAGAAUGUUAAAAAUGGUGAUAAAUUAGAGGGUGAUUUUGUGGAUGUUUUGCUCGAUUUGGAAGGGGAGAACAAGCUUAGUGACUCUGACAUGGUUGCAGUGUUAUGGGAAAUGAUCUUUCGAGGAACUGAUACCGUGGCCAUCCUCUUGGAAUGGAUCAUCGCUAGGAUGAUUCUACACCCUGAUAUUCAGGCAAGGGUACAGGCUGAAAUCGACUCGAUCGUUGGACACGUGGGACGGUCCAUGUCAGACUCUGACCUCCCGAACCUGCCCUAUCUUCGGGCUAUCGUGAAGGAGACUCUGAGAAUCCACCCACCAGGCCCCCUCCUGUCAUGGGCGAGGCUCGCAGUUCACGAUACCCAUGUGGGCAGCCACUUUAUCCCCGCUGGGACCACGGCCAUGGUUAACAUGUGGGCCAUAACUCACGAUGAGGGGAUUUGGUCUGACCCUGGGCAGUUCAGGCCUGAGAGGUUCAUCAAGGAGGAUCUGCCCAUAAUGGGCUCUGAUCUGCGAUUGGCUCCAUUCGGGUCCGGACGGAGGGUGUGCCCAGGGAAGGCCAUGGGCAUGGCCACUGUAGAGCUUUGGCUGGCUCAGCUUCUUCAGAGCUUCAAUUGGGUCGGAACUGAGGCUGGGAUCAAUCUCUCCGAGCAGUUGAAGCUUUCCAUGGAGAUGAAGCAGUCCUUGGUUUGCCAAGCCAUGCCAAGGGUUGCUAGCAAAUAGCAAGUUCUCUAUCGUCACCCCUUUAGGUCCUGAAAACUCGAUAGUCGAGAUUCACCCAGUCUAAAGAGGUCGAACCUGGGGGAGUUAUAUGUUUGCAUUAUCCAUAAGUUUGUGGCCUUUCUAUUUUUCUUGCUUAUCUUCGGAAUGGUCCCUUCCAUAUGAUUUUGGUAAAAGUUUCCUUAUGGUGAUGUGAUCUUGAUAUAGGUGCAUAUAUAUAUAUAUAUAUAUAUAGGAGUGAACUUUGCUAGAACUGUCUUUCCCUAAAUGAGAAAUAUUAUGAAGAAAG